Penicillium bovifimosum is the source of this 183-nucleotide messenger RNA. RefSeq lists its product as uncharacterized. The record is from RefSeq and is a predicted model, not a curated record. The transcript has a single exon. NCBI's taxonomy places the organism in Eukaryota, Fungi, Ascomycota, Eurotiomycetes, Eurotiales, Aspergillaceae. The coding region runs from base 1 to 183 and encodes 60 amino acids.
AUGCCGUUCGCCCUACCCAAAAAAGCACUCUUCGCUAAACCGAAGAUGCGUGCAAAACUACCCACAAAGAUUGGCAACUUCGCGGCUAAUACAGGCUUUUGCACAUUGUUCCUCGUCGGCAACUACUACACGGCGAGGGCAAUAGACCGGUACGGACCCGCCGAUACCCUCAUUCGGCCAUAA